Molecule: messenger RNA, 888 nt
Organism: Priapulus caudatus
Lineage: Eukaryota; Metazoa; Priapulida; Priapulimorpha; Priapulimorphida; Priapulidae
Product: receptor-type guanylate cyclase gcy-22-like
Exons: 4
Coding region: 1-888 (295 amino acids)
Biological process (GO): receptor guanylyl cyclase signaling pathway; intracellular signal transduction; cGMP biosynthetic process
Molecular function (GO): guanylate cyclase activity; peptide receptor activity
Source: RefSeq, a predicted model, not a curated record
AUGUCAGGAAGAUUCCCACGGGAGGAGUACCUGUGGUACAACAAGCGGAAGGAGAUCGGAGAGGCGUAUCUAACGCGGGCUGCCGACUACAGCGCCACGAUCCUGUCGCUCGUCGCCAACUACACGCGCGGCGACCUUCACGCGACGAUAGCGACAAUGCGACACACGCUGAUCGCAGCCGACGUCCAGCCGCCCGACGUGCACAUGGCCUCCUGGUGGUUCGACAACAUGACGCAAUACAUCAACACGCUGAAGCGCUUCGAGGGGGCGCUGGGGAGGCAGAUCGUCGCGCAGCUGCACGAGCGACUGUCGACGUUGCGCGACGACAUAAUCCUCUCGGCGACGACCGUCGUCUGCACGGUCGCGAUCUGUCCCGUCAUCGCGCUCUCCGUCUACCGCAUGACGAAGUCCCUGCAGAUCUACGCCGCUAGCCUGCAGAAGCGCACCGAGGAACUGAACAAGGAGCAGAAACUCACCGAUAAACUCCUCUACCAGAUGCUGCCGAAAAGCGUCGCCGAUCAUUUGAAGCAGGGUCGGUCGGCGUCGCCGGAGCAUUACGACUGCGUGACGAUCUAUUUCUCGGAUAUCGUCGAUUUUACGCGGAUCUGUUCACGAAGCACGCCGUUUCAAGUCGUCGAUAUGCUGAACACGAUCUACAACGCGUUUGACGAUAAAGUCGACUUGUUCGAUGUUUACAAGGUGGAAACGAUCGGCGACGCGUACAUGGUAGCGUCGGGACUGCCUAUUCCCAACGGCGAUGGACAUUUUCAGGAAAUCGCCGACCUGGCGCUAGAACUCUUAGAAGCGAUAAAGCAGGUGCGAAUCGCACACCUGGAGGAGCUUCUGAAGAUUCGGAUCGGCAUACACUCAGACUACACAUCAACGUGA